CUUGUAUUUCUAUAUAAAGUCCUACAAGGUUGAAUGCUCUAUUUCCUAUGCAUCUCUGUUCUAGUGUUGAUUUGUUCCUACUUCAUAUUAAGAGAUGGCACUAACGGGUAAGCUUAGCACUGAAAUUGCAAUCCAGUCACCUUCUGCAAAGUUCUUUGAUUUCUUGGCAAAGAAACUCCACGAUGUUCAAAACGUCUGUGAAAGAGUGCACGCCACCAAGCUGCAUGAAGGUGAUGACUGGCACAGUGUCGGUGGUUCGGUCAAACACUGGACUUAUGUCAUAGAUGGUAAAGUAACUAGAUGUAAAGAGACUAUUGAAAGCAUUGAUGAGGAGAAGAAGACAGCCGUAUACAAACUCUUUGAUGAAGAUAUCGAUCAACACUAUAAGGCCUUUAAGCUUAUCUUGCAAGUGAUUGAGAACAAUGAUGGAGGUGCUUCGGUUAAAUGGACAUUUGAAUAUGAGAAGCUCAAUGAUAAUGUUGAAGCUCCAUAUGGCUACAUGGAAUACUUUGACAAAUUUACUAAAGACAUCGAUGCUCAUCUUCUCGCGGCAUAAGCUACAUCGAUCAAUUAGGUAGAAAAGGUGUUUGGGAAUAAUUAAGUUAAUAAAGUGUGUAUUUAUUUAAUUAAACUGCGUGAAUUUAAUCAUGAAGAAUAAUAUAGAUGCAUGUUUGCAUCGUCUGCUAUCCUUCGUUUGAGUGGAUUAAUAAUUGAUUUGGAUAUGUUUAUGUUAGUGUUGAAUAAUAUUUCUUUUCUUCU
Molecule: messenger RNA, 759 nt
Organism: Arachis stenosperma
Lineage: Eukaryota; Viridiplantae; Streptophyta; Magnoliopsida; Fabales; Fabaceae
Product: MLP-like protein 34
Exons: 2
Coding region: 95-556 (153 amino acids)
Biological process (GO): defense response
Source: RefSeq, a predicted model, not a curated record